AUUAUUGAUAUUUAUUUCCAUCCAUCUUUUGUUUUUUGAUUUCUUCCUCUUUUAACGACUGAGGAAUACAGAGGCAGUUGAGGGGAAAUGGCACAAAACGCAAUGGCCAUGGCUUCUCCAAGCUAUCUCUCUCUCUCUUAUUCUUCUUGUCCUGUCAAUUGCAUUGUUCCCAGAAAAGUUUUCCCGGAAGGAGAUGCUAGUCUCAGUCUACAAUUAGCAAAACGAUUAGGUUUCAGUGGGAGAGAUGGGUCCUCUAGGAGAAGGGUUAUUCUGAAGUCAGCUCUGGACGGGGUUUCCGUAAUUGAUCCUCCUCCUCCAUCCAAAGAAGCAAAGACCGAGCUACUAGCUUCUCUGAAAAUCAAAUUACUGAGUGUGGUAUCUGGGCUGAAUAGAGGACUUGCUGCCAAUGAGGAAGACCUACAAAAAGCAGAUGAUGCUGCAAAGGAAAUUGAAGCUGUUGGAGGAACAGUUGACCUCUCAACUGACCUUGAUAAACUUCAAGGAAAAUGGAAAUUGAUAUAUAGCAGUGCAUUUUCAUCUCGCACUCUAGGAGGGAGCCGUCCUGGACCUCCCACGGGGAGGCUACUUCCUAUUACUCUCGGUCAGGUCUUUCAACGGAUCGACAUCCUAAGCAAAGAUUUUGAUAAUAUAGUAGAACUUCAAUUAGGUGCACCAUGGCCCCUGCCACCUGUUGAGGCGACUGCCACCCUAGCUCACAAAUUCGAACUCACAGGAUCUGCAAAUGUGAAAAUAACAUUUGAGAAAACCACGGUAAAAACAACUGGAAACUUAUCACAACUUCCACCACUAGAGAUACCUCAACUACCAGAUGCCUUGAGGCCUCCAUCUAAUAGGGGAAGUGGUGAAUUUGAAGUUACUUAUAUUGAUGACGAUACCCGCAUCACCAGAGGAGACAGAAGCGAGCUCAGGGUUUUUGUCAUCUCAUAGUUCUUGUCAUAGUUGUGAGAGAUGCAACCUCAAGAAAUGCAAUUCCCUGAUGAACAAGUUAACUUUUGUGCACUUGUAUAUUGUCAUUUGUAAAUUGAAUGACUUUUUGUACAAUUGCAUAUUGUCAUUUCCUUUAUCUGAUCAAACAUGUCCUUUCCUGCGCUGACAAAA
This is a messenger RNA of Tripterygium wilfordii, 1119 nucleotides long. Its product is annotated as plastid-lipid-associated protein 6, chloroplastic. The transcript has 4 exons. Lineage: Eukaryota; Viridiplantae; Streptophyta; Magnoliopsida; Celastrales; Celastraceae. The record is from RefSeq and is a predicted model, not a curated record. Bases 88 to 948 code for a protein of 286 amino acids.